This is a messenger RNA of Parastagonospora nodorum SN15, 654 nucleotides long. RefSeq lists its product as hypothetical. The transcript is spliced from 3 exons. Gene Ontology annotation, cellular component: mitochondrial inner membrane. Lineage: Eukaryota; Fungi; Ascomycota; Dothideomycetes; Pleosporales; Phaeosphaeriaceae. The record is from RefSeq and is a predicted model, not a curated record. Gene Ontology annotation, molecular function: enzyme regulator activity. Gene Ontology annotation, biological process: mitochondrial electron transport, cytochrome c to oxygen. Bases 30 to 455 code for a protein of 141 amino acids.
CCCAUCUCCACUCUACCACUGUCGACAAAAUGUUCGCCCAGCGCGCCCUCGCCCGCUCAGCCCCGCGCAUGGCUCUGCGCACCCAGCGCGCCGCGCCUCUCCGUGCCGGCCGCACCACCUCCCGCAACUACAGCUCCGAGAGCCCCAAGCAGUUCGCGGGCGCCGAAGACAACGAGUUCAACCGUGAGCGUGCUCGCAUCGCAGAGCACGCCUACGAGUCGGGCGAGUUCUGGCGGAAGUUGACGCUCUAUGUCGCCAUUCCUUCUCUGGUCGUCGCCAGCAUCAACGCCAAGCUCAGGUGGGAUGCCCACUGGGAGCACGUUGCCCACGACACCCCUAAGGAGGAUAAGCCGGAGUACGCAUACCAGAACAUCCGCACCAAGAACUACUUCUGGGGAGACGGUGACAAGACCCUCUUCUGGAACGACAAGGUCAACUACCACAAGAAGGACUAGUAAGCAGUUGUGCUACAACACUUUAUCAAACAACUUUGGAAAGGACCCGGAUCAUCAUGCAGAUUGCAUGUGUACAUAGUGCAAGCAGCGGGCCGAGCAGUAGACCAGCAAUAUAUUUCCUAUGUUUAAGUGCGGAAAGCUGUGAAGGCUGAGGCGAUUCGCCAAUUCAUUGAAUAAUAACGAUUGCACUAUUCAACCA